This is a messenger RNA of Phaethon lepturus (White-tailed tropicbird), 714 nucleotides long. RefSeq names its product coiled-coil domain-containing protein R3HCC1L-like. Bases 1 to 714 code for a protein of 237 amino acids. Gene Ontology annotation, molecular function: nucleic acid binding. The record is from RefSeq and is a predicted model, not a curated record. Lineage: Eukaryota; Metazoa; Chordata; Aves; Phaethontiformes; Phaethontidae. The transcript has 5 exons.
AUGAGAGCCCUGGUCGAUAAUUCCGAGUAUCUCAAGGCCAUGAAUCCAUCUGCAGUGCUGGGCUGGGGAGUGGAGACUGGACUGCUUCCCAGGGAGUGCUUGCCAUGGAUUGGGAUCUGGGGUGGGGUGGGUGGGCACGGGUUGCUCAAUGCUGUGACUCUCCCACCCCUGCAGCUCUUGGGGGGUGAGAAGCACCAGGAGAGCUGGCAGUCACCCCGCUUUGACUACUACGGGGCUGAGCCCACCGCACCGGACCUCAGCGAUGCUGAGCUGCCCCACGUGCUCGAGAUCUAUGAUUUCCCCUCGGAUUUCCGCACCGAGGACCUGCUGCGUGUCUUCUGCAGCUAUCAGAAAAAAGGCUUUGAUAUAAAGUGGGUGGAUGAUACACACGCCCUGGGCAUUUUCUCCAGCCCCAUAACAGCACGCGAUGCCCUCAGCACCAAGCACCUGAUGGUGAAGACUCGCCCGCUCUCCCAGGGUACCCGCGCCUCUAAAGCCAAAGCCAGGGCAUACGCUGACUACCUGCAGCCGGUCAAGGAGCGCCCCGAAACAUCGGCCGCCCUGGCAAGGCGGCUGGUGAUCGGUGCCCUCGGGGUACGCAGCAACCAGACGCCCGCCCAAAGAGAUGCCGAGCGGAGGAAGCUGCAAGAAGCCCGGGAGAGGAAACGCUUGGAGAACAAGCAGCGGGAGGAUGCCUGGGAGGGCCGGGAGUGA